Messenger RNA from Microdochium trichocladiopsis, 684 nucleotides. RefSeq lists its product as uncharacterized. Bases 1 to 684 code for a protein of 227 amino acids. The transcript has 2 exons. The record is from RefSeq and is a predicted model, not a curated record. Lineage: Eukaryota; Fungi; Ascomycota; Sordariomycetes; Xylariales; Microdochiaceae.
AUGGCACCUCAAUGGCUCGAAAAGUUCAUCGUAUACGCCGAUGCGACGCCCGACCCGCGCAUCGCCCGCGGUGACCACGCAGCCACGGAGGUACGCUACAGUGUCAUUCCAAACAGCAACCGGCGCAUUCUCCGCAUACAGGGCGACACGGGACCGCGAUGGCAGGUCGAACGGCAGGCAGUCCUGGGUGCGUGGGGCAGGAAGUGUGUUGUCAGCCGCUCCGAGGGCGCAAUCGAGAAGAUUGCCGUCAUCGACUUCCACACGUUUCCACGGGCGUAUAUUGAGAUUGAGGUGGAGCCGCAUCUACAGGCGGAUCAGAAGCCCCGGGAGAUCAAGGUCUACCUUAAGGAUCAACAGUUCGACGCCAGCGACUGCUCUGGUGGGAAAUUGGGCAUGUUGCGCAGGAAGGAAACGGGCGGCAAGGCUUACGGGGCAGCGUCGUGGGAGAUGCGCGAGUCCGACGAGGCUGAUGGACUCGUCAUGUCGGUAGCGGUCGAUAGCACCCAGGCGAACGGCACCAUUGGGAUAUGGAGGGAGGGGUUGGGCCCGCGGACGAUUGAGGAGCUCGUCCUUGUUGGUGUCUCGCAGAUCGAGCAGUACAAGUUCAUGCUCCGGUCGGCCAAGACGAGUGGUUCGGCAGCAGCGAUCAGCGGUGGGACGGUUGCUGCCGGUGUGGCCAUUUGA